UUCAGGCAGGCUGGAGUGGUCAGGUUCAUGAUGUUUGAGAGGUUGAGCAUGCUGAAAAUCCAGAGCACCUCAAACUGGAGUGGAGCAAAUGACUGGUACCAUCAGCAGAACACAGUUCCCACCCAGCACAGCACUGAUUGCUGCCUGGUGGAGACGGAUAGGAGGAUGGCAGAAGAAGGAGGACAUGGGGAAAGAGAUGAGGGAGAAGAAUCUCAACUGAGACUGCGGUUAAAGAGGAAACUUCAGCGCAACAGAACCAGCUUCACAACAGAGCAGAUCGAGGCCUUGGAGAAAGAGUUUGAGAGAACACAUUAUCCAGAUGUUUCUGCACGGGAGCGACUCGCAAACAAAAUUGACCUUCUGGAGGCAAGGAUACAAGUGUGGUUUUCCAAUCGAAGAGCCAAAUGGAGGCGCGAGGAGAAGCUGCGAAACCAGAGGCGGUCUGGGGGCGGGACUUCCUGUUCACAAACACACGCUCCACUGAGCACAUCCUUUAACUCAGCUGUCUAUCAUCAUCCGCAUGGCAACAGUGCAGCAUCCAUGCUCAGUCAGAGUGACACAGCUCUCCCCAGUUAUAACUCUCUGUCAGUCUACUCUGGGGUUCAGUCGGCACCUUCUCCAUCCGCCUCCUCAUACUCGUGCAUGCUGCCUCCAUCCCCGUCUGUGCCACGCUCGUUUGAGACGACCUCCUUCAACUAA
Molecule: messenger RNA, 699 nt
Organism: Sinocyclocheilus anshuiensis
Lineage: Eukaryota; Metazoa; Chordata; Actinopteri; Cypriniformes; Cyprinidae
Product: paired box protein Pax-6-like
Exons: 7
Coding region: 28-699 (223 amino acids)
Biological process (GO): regulation of transcription by RNA polymerase II
Molecular function (GO): DNA-binding transcription factor activity, RNA polymerase II-specific; RNA polymerase II transcription regulatory region sequence-specific DNA binding
Source: RefSeq, a predicted model, not a curated record